Molecule: messenger RNA, 802 nt
Organism: Diachasma alloeum
Lineage: Eukaryota; Metazoa; Arthropoda; Insecta; Hymenoptera; Braconidae
Product: ATP-dependent RNA helicase DBP2
Exons: 5
Coding region: 325-801 (158 amino acids)
Source: RefSeq, a predicted model, not a curated record
CGAAUUCAUCAGUUAAUAGUGAACUGUGAUCAGCUCAUCUUCGAUGUAAAUCGUCAGUUUACAUCAAACUCGUGGAAUAUCUAUUAAGAUCGAUAAUAUAGAGUUCAAAGUGGAAGAUCAGACAAUAGUCACCUACGAGCGAUUUAGGAAACAAAACUUACUUUGAUUGAUGAGUCAUUCACGAGGUAAUCAAUCUACCCGUCAUAAGAAUAUCUAGGUGAUAUAUUGUACGGUGAGAAAUACUCUGUAUACAUGUAUACAUUCUAUUCCAUACAGUAUUAGAAAUUGACACGUGCACGCGAUAAAUUUUCUGACAUUUGGAAAAUGGCGAAUGAAUUAAAUGAACUCAUGGGGCUCAUGGAGAGGUUCUUGGGGAUUAUUCCGGGGUUGGACCUUCCGGCAACCCCGGAUGCUCCCCAUCCCCAGGGGAAAAACGGAGAGGGGGCGGAGAGGCAGGCCAAUGCAGAAAUCGGACCACUGAUGGGAACUUUGGUCCGAUUUCUGCAACAGCAGCAGCUGCAACGCGAGCUGUUGUUUAUGCUGGGGGUCUGCAGGCCACAAACUCCAAGGGAUUUCCUUGGACUUUUGGGGUCAUUCCUCCAAAACCACCAACACGGGGAGAGACAGCGGGGAAACAAUGGAGGCAGAAGCCGCAGGACGUGGGGUGGCCGUCGUGGUGGGAGCGGUGGACGUGGAGGUGGCGGACGUGGCGGUGGCGCAUAUCGCGGGGAAUAUCGCGGUGGAUAUUGGGGGGGGGAUAUCGCGGACGAUUCCACCGCGAUAACCAUCAUUAUUAAAUAAU